Messenger RNA from Melanaphis sacchari, 935 nucleotides. Its product is annotated as probable 4-aminobutyrate aminotransferase, mitochondrial. Lineage: Eukaryota; Metazoa; Arthropoda; Insecta; Hemiptera; Aphididae. Gene Ontology annotation, molecular function: pyridoxal phosphate binding. Bases 94 to 438 code for a protein of 114 amino acids. The transcript has 3 exons. Gene Ontology annotation, biological process: GABA catabolic process. Gene Ontology annotation, cellular component: mitochondrion. The record is from RefSeq and is a predicted model, not a curated record.
UAGCAUCGAAACGCAAAAUCCGCUGGUGGCAUGCGAACGCGUCGUUAUUAUAAUACUUAAUAAUUAUAUAAUUUAAAAAAACUUCACUCAGCUAUGCAUAGAUUCCAAGACGUGGCCCGUCCAGCGGCGACGGUGGCCAGAUAUUUUGUCGGCACACCAUUAAGGAUAGUGUCUUCAUUGUGUCCCGGAGAAUAUGCUGCACCAUCGGUACACGGACCAAAGUCAAAAAAACUUCUCACUGAGCUUUCACAACUUCAGCAAUCUGAUUCGUUCAACUAUUCGCCGACUAUGACAAAUCUCUGGGUAACUACUUGGUUCAUAGUUGACGUCAAUGGUAAUGUCUUAUUGGACGUAUACACGCAAAUAUCGUCCAUGCUACUGGGUUACAACCAUCCGGACAUGAUGAAAGUGUUGGAUAGCGAUGAGAACAAAGUAUGAACGUAACCUAAUUUUGUCCCAAAAUUGAAUCACUCAAGAGAAAUAAAAUAACCAAAAUAUUGUAUUUCAUCGCCUUCUUAAAUCUGGAGUCCAAACCGGAGGAUGUGGAUUUAUAUAUAUAUCAGAAUACGACCGGCGUUAAUCAUUCAGCCACAUCAUUCUCACAUGGUCAUCGACAGACUUUGCCAGGUGUUGGCUGAAACUAAAUAGGUUCCAAGUUACAUUCUACAUUUUAUAUACGUGUGUAUUGUGUAGAAAGAGUGAGCAUCUAUUUAUAAUUUUGCGGUAUUAUUGAAAAAUAUGUCUUCUAACGUUAAAAAUGUUAACAUAAAGGUUUUUAAAUGCAAACUAGUUCUCCAAAACGGUAUCCGGUGAAUUGGUCGCGAACAAUUGAUCGCCGGUGAAUUAAUCGCGGGCGAAUUGAUCGCGAAUACAAUUGGUCGCCAAGAUAAUUGAUCGCCAAACGAACUUUUUUUAGUUUUUUAAGUAUUUUAUUA